Molecule: messenger RNA, 1293 nt
Organism: Oldenlandia corymbosa var. corymbosa
Lineage: Eukaryota; Viridiplantae; Streptophyta; Magnoliopsida; Gentianales; Rubiaceae
Source: the annotation of a GenBank genome assembly
AUGGGCGAAAACACGCCCACUGCGUGUAAUCGUCCAAAUCUCCUACGAAAGUCUGCAAUGGCGAGGAAAUCAAAGAAGAGAGGGGAGGUUAAGGAGAGUGAUAACAAGCAACCAUCGGAAACAGAACAUCCAGCUCAGCUCAAGCUCAGGAAGCCAGUUGAGAAGAAGUGGACUCUCAAAACAGAAGGGAAACAGAAGGAAGUCCAGGAAUCAACACAAGCUAUGGUGGUGGAAAGUCCAAAACAACAGUCUCCAAAAUUCGGCACUGUACCAUUAAGGAAGGAGAGUACUACUGAGUUUGGAGAAGGAAGCAUUCAGAUACUAAAUCAUAAAGGCAUUAAGAUACCUGACAGUAGAGGAGAUAUUAAGAAUAGAUCCAUUAAUAGUAUUUAUUAUCAAAGAACUAGUCACCCUGAUCCAGGGCCUAGGAUUUCAGAUCAUCAUCCUCUUUUAGUAAAAUGGGGAGAGGAAUAUGUUGGUAAGAAGAAAUCCUUCAGAUCAGUAUGGGAUUGUAGAGCUCCAAAUGACAGCAGUUGGCAUUGGAAGAAACUAAUGAAAAUCAAAGAGGUUAUGAAAGCAGGGUUCAGCAAUGGUAAAUGGUUGGGAAAUGGUGGUAAGCAGUAUAUAGCAAGUAGUGGAUACACAUGGCUGAGAGGUGAACACAGAAAGGAUCAUGCUGCAAAGAUUGCUGGAAAUGGUGAAAGUUUGGCUGGGAAUCAAUACCAUCCCCAACCAGUUGAAUGUCCAGGAAAUUCUGCAAUUAUGGAGGCACAGGAAGCUGCAACAGAAGGAAAGGAAUGCCACAGUUUAUCAGAAAUUGUAGUUAUGAGAACUGCCCUACCGCCCCAAAAACGGAAAUUUUCGAAUCCGUCAUCACUGAAACCAUCCAAAAAAUCCUUCAAAAAGUCUAAACCUAAUAGUAACUAUAACCGCCGUGGCGGCAGCGGAAUAAGCAACAAAGGAAGCAUCCCCGGCGACCCCAAAGAUACUGGGAUGAGUUUUAUGCCGGGGAUUGCUGGUUUUAGCGUCGCCCUUGAUAAACUAGAAUCUAGGGGCUUAUCAAUAACUCCACUGGAAGUUCCCUUGGAGGAUACGGAUAACGUAGCUAUUCAAGAUGUAAUACACCAUAAUAUGCUGAAAAUGCCAUCAAUGAAAAGAGCCGAAAACAUGCGGAGAAAGAAGAAAGCAAAACGAGAGAUGGAAAAGGAAAUUAAUGCUGCGGAGGACAGAUUGCAGCUGAUGAAUUUGAGAAGCUUAUUAGGGGUUCCCCUGAUUGCAGCUUCGCAUGGAUAA